This is a messenger RNA of Dentiscutata erythropus, 129 nucleotides long. Lineage: Eukaryota; Fungi; Glomeromycota; Glomeromycetes; Diversisporales; Gigasporaceae. The record is from the annotation of a GenBank genome assembly.
AUGAUCGUCAUCUUCGAUAUUGCCUAUCAAGUUCAUACAAUUUUUCCCGAAGAAUUCCGGGUUUUCCGUGGAAGCACUCAAGUUGUACUAUCUGAUCAAAAUAUUAUUUUGUGGUUAUGCAUGAAUUGA